Onychomys torridus (southern grasshopper mouse) is the source of this 3957-nucleotide messenger RNA. RefSeq names its product adaptor related protein complex 4 subunit beta 1 (gene Ap4b1). Bases 449 to 2671 code for a protein of 740 amino acids. Gene Ontology annotation, molecular function: clathrin binding. The transcript is spliced from 10 exons. Lineage: Eukaryota; Metazoa; Chordata; Mammalia; Rodentia; Cricetidae. Gene Ontology annotation, cellular component: clathrin adaptor complex; membrane coat. The record is from RefSeq and is a predicted model, not a curated record. Gene Ontology annotation, biological process: vesicle-mediated transport; intracellular protein transport.
CCUGCGCUCGGCGCUCGGCGCCACUAGGGCGGGGGCUCAGUGAGCUUCAGGGCGAGGGGGCGGGACUUCCGCAGGAAGCUGGCUGGGGCGUUGUGCCGUGGCCUCGGCGGCUAGUGCUGCUGGGUAGGAAGGCUGUGCUCCGUCUGCCUCUAGCUGGUGGGGCAGCGAAAGCCUGGCUGGGCCUAGAGAUAGUUGAGGAGAGGGCCUGGGCGGAGCGAACGGCCCGCGGGGCUCGGGUCGGCGCCUGAAGGGCCGAGGUCCGGGCUCGCUGGAGGCCCGAGGGGAGAAGUAUGCGUUCCGCUCCGACAAGGCACUGCCCAGGGACAACCUCGCCUUUAGUGUUUUCACUGACCACAUUUCCUUUACUCAGGCUCUCACCUCGGGACUAGAAGGAGCCCGCGAGUUCCCCCUCGGGUCUGUGGAAACUGUCCCGUGACUGUUGGCGAAGAUGCCAUACCUUGGCUCCGAGGACGUGGUGAAGGAACUGGAGAAGGCUCUGUGCAACCCUCACAUUCAGGCUGAUAGGCUGCGCUACCGGAAUGUCAUCCAGCGAGUGAUUAGGCACAUGACUCAGGGCUUGGACAUGUCUGGUGUUUUCAUGGAAAUGGUGAAGGCCAGUGCCACUGUAGAUAUUGUUCAGAAGAAGUUGGUUUAUCUGUACAUGGGCACAUAUGCACCUUUGAAACCAGAUCUGGCACUCUUGGCCAUCAAUACGCUAUGUAAAGACUGCUCAGACCCCAACCCAAUGGUGCGAGGACUGGCACUCCGGAGCAUGUGCAGCCUCAGGAUGCCUGGUGUGCAGGAAUAUAUCCAACAGCCUGUACUUAAUGGUCUGCGGGAUAAGGCUUCCUAUGUCAGAAGAGUGGCAGUCCUUGGCUGUGCCAAGAUGCAUAAUCUUCAUGGAGACUCUGAAGUGGAUGGUGCUCUGGUCAAUGAGUUAUACAGUCUUCUGCGUGACCAGGAUCCAAUUGUGGUUGUGAACUGCCUGAGGUCUCUAGAGGAAAUUUUGAAACAGGAAGGAGGUGUUGUCAUUAAUAAGCCCAUUGCACACCAUCUCUUAAAUAGAAUGUCAAAACUGGAUCAAUGGGGCCAGGCUGAAGUAUUGCACUUUCUGCUCCGCUACCAACCCCGCAGUGAGGAGGAGCUGUUUGAUAUUCUCAAUUUGUUGGACAACUAUCUCAAGAGCAGCAGCACAGGUGUGGUGAUGGGAGCCACCAAACUCUUCCUGAUCUUGGCAAAAAAGUUCCCCCAUGUACAAACUGAUGUGCUUGUACGAGUCAAGGGACCCUUGCUAGCUGCCUGUUCUUCAGAGAGCCGUGAGCUCUGUUUUGCUGCUCUCUGUCAUGUCCGCCAAGUCUUACAUAGUUUGCCAGGUCACUUCAGCAGUCACUACAAAAAGUUUUUUUGCUCUUACUCGGAACCCCACUAUAUCAAGCUACAGAAGGUGGAAGUGCUGUGUGAACUGGUGAAUGAUGAGAAUGUGCAGCAGGUGCUAGAAGAGCUUCGAGGGUACUGCACGGAUGUGUCUGCUGACUUUGCACAGGCUGCCAUCUUUGCCAUAGGUAGCAUUGCCAAGACUUACACAGAUCAGUGUGUACAGAUUCUAACAGAGUUGCUGGGGCUCCGACAAGAACACAUCACUACCGUGGUGGUGCAGACUUUCCGAGACCUGGUUUGGUUGUGCCCUCAGUGUACGGAAGCUGUAUGUCAGGCCCUGCCCGGCUGCGAGGAGAACAUUCAAGACAGUGAGGGGAAACAGGCACUUAUUUGGUUACUUGGGGUUCAUGGAGAAAAAAUCCCCAAUGCUCCUUAUGUGUUGGAGGACUUUGUAGAAAAUGUGAAGUCAGAGACAUUUCCUGCUGUUAAGAUGGAGCUGCUGACUGCACUAAUACGCCUCUUCCUUUCACGCCCUGCGGAGUGCCAGGACAUGCUGGGACGUCUAUUGCAUUAUUGCAUAGAGGAAGAAAAGGAUAUGGCUGUACGAGACCGAGGUCUCUUCUAUUAUCGCCUCCUGUUAGUUGGCAUUGAUAAAGUUAAGCAGAUCCUGUGUAGUCCUAAAUCUGACCCUUCUCUUGGACUUUUGGAGGAUCAACCAGAACGACCUGUGAAUAGCUGGGCUUCAGAUUUCAACACACUGGUGCCAGUGUAUGGCAAAGCCCACUGGGCAACUAUCUCUAAAUGCCAGAAGGUAGAGCGUCAUCGCCUUGAGCUACCUCCCAAUGCAUCUUUGGCCAAACCAGGUCACUUGAUUUCUGAAGAGAACAAACAAGGAAUAGAAGAAUCUCUUGAUCCUGAAGCUCUGAUGCUGGUCCCUAAUCUCCAGCUUACUGCUGAGUAUUUUGAGAAAACAUGGCUUAACCUCAAAGUUACUCAUCAACAGGUGUUUCCUUGGCAGGGAGAAGUCCAGCCCGACACUCUCCAAAUGGCUCUAAAAGUAGUGAACAUUCAGACCAUCGCAAUGAGCAGGGCUGGGGCACAGCCCUGGAAAGCCUACCUCAGCGCUCAGGAUGAGACUGGUUGUCUCUUCUUAACUGAGUUACUACUGUUGAAGCCUGAGGACUCAGAAAUGCAGAUCUCUGUGAAACAGAGUGAGGCAAGGACUGAAGCACUGCAUGGUUUUGUUUCUGUGUUAGAAACUGUGAUCGGAGCAGUUGGAGACAUAAAAUCCUGAGAGUCUUGCUGCUUGCCUGCAGUAGAUGAGCAGCUUUCAGAGUUCCUUCAUUUUCUAAUAGAGCUGCUUCUGAGUCCACAUAGCAAAUGCAAAGAGAAUGGGCAGUCUGGGAAUCCCAGCUUUUGUGUUUACCCAAAGGCUCCUCCCUUGUUCCCUUCCAGCCUGUCAGGGAUUGAUCCCAUUUUAAAAGAGAACGUUACACAGUAGUAUUGAUAAGGGGUAAGGUGGGACAAGGAUAGGAUAGGGAUCAUUUUAGGAGUAGUAUUUAUUAAAUAUACGUGGUGACUGUGGAAAUUGGUAGCUGUCAUUUUUGAGGGUGUUUCUUUUCUUCAGUAAAGUGUUGUAUUUUUAGGCAUGCUUUUUAGGUUAGGAUCCAAGAACCCUUACUGUGGCAUCUAAAGUACCUCUUCAGUGCCGUGGCUCACCACUCCUGAAACAACCUCUAUUCUGACAAGGUGGUUUACAAAGAAGAAAAAAAAAAAACUGGUUUAUUGUGGUGCUCUGAGUGCUUUUUCAUCCCGGACCUUAACAUCUACUUCUUCUCCAGAGCAGUUCCUUGCUCUCGUGUCUCAACCCUUAGUGUGUCUUUCUUAGUUCUGAGCUCUUCUGGGAUGUUUUUCUGUGACACUCAUUGCCUUCAUUAUUUAAGCUAUCAAAGCUGCCAUGCAGGAACUGAGGAUGUAGCUCAGUUGUAGAGUACUGGAUUAGCAUGCACAGACCCCAAGUUCAUAAAACGGAGCAUAGUGAUACACACCUUUAAUCCCAGUGCUCGGGGUGGAAGCAGGAUGAUUAGAAGUGCAAGGUCAGCUACAGUAGGAUGUUUGAGGCCAGUGUGGGAUACAUGAGACACUGUGGAGAAAAAGAGUCCUGGUGAGAUAGAUGGCUUAGUAGGUAAGGUGCUUGCUGCCAAGCUUGGAAAACUGAGUUCGAUCCCCCUGACCCACAUUGUUGAAGGAAAGAACCAACUUCCAUAUGUUUAUUCUCUGAUGUCCAUCCACACGUAUGCUGUGACACAAAGUAUGUUCCACUACAUUCAAUAAAUACAUUUUUAAAAACUAAAUUAAAAAUAGCUUUUAAUGAUCUGGCAUGAUGACUUAGUGGAUAAAGCACCUAUCACUAUGAUGACCUCAGAUCAAUUCCCAGGACCCAUGUGAUAGAAGGAGAGAACUAGCUCCCAGAGAUUGUUGUCUGACCCCAUUCAUACACACUCAUAUGUGUGUGCCCCUCACCCCAAAUAAAUAAUAACUAUUAAAGAUGUUCUUCAGUUGGUAUUCAUACUUCUAGCA